ACUGAACCAUCGCUGGCAUCAUCGUUUCCCACAGGCUGGAAAACUGUGUGAGUUCAUUAAACUGGGAAAAACAAAGUGAACUGGGUCACAUUUAAACUAUUGAUUUAGUUCAUGAGAUGUUUGAACUUAAACAAAACUGGGGGAGUGUUGUGCCAAUCUGCUCAGAUUGGUUGACAGUCAAGCGAUGACUCAGGCUCCAUUUACUACAAAACAGACUCACAUUCGCCUGUAUCUUUACCACAUCUUCAUUUUGUAGUGAAGCAGUGCUCCCUAAAAACUCUCAAAAUGGCUCUCUCACUCUUCACCGUCGGACAAUUAAUUUUCUUAUUUUGGACAAUAAGAAUCAAUGAAGCCAACCCCGACCCCGCAGCCAAAGCUGCCGCAGUCGCCGACCCUGCCGCAGCCGCUGUAGCCCCCGCCGCUGACGCCUUCUCAGCAGCCGCCGACACUGCCUCUGACGCCGCCGCCGCCGCAGCCGCCACCGCCGCUGCCGCCAAAGCCGCCGCCGAAAAAACCGCCCGAGACGCCGCUGCAGCAGCCGCAGCCACCGCCAGAGGUUAAGGAUCGUGGUCGUCUUGAUGUGGGAUCAUGUGAACAUCUGACCAGCGAGAUGUUACCAAUCUGCUGAAUAAACCUGAGAAGCUGUUUGUUGAAAACCAAGUGUCCUGUUCAUUUCAUCUCUGAAACUCCUUCACAGUUUCUGUAGAUCGUGUUUUUAACACAUAAACCUCCAGAAAUCAUGAUGCGUCACGUUUGGACUUUGGGUUAGAAUAAAUACAUAAGAUAUGAUAUGUUAGUGAUCUUAAAGAGGUUCUUGUUUCCAUUAUGCUAAGCUAACAGAUAACGGACUGCAGCUUCAUAUUUACACGUAGACUCCAGGAAGUGAUGCCAUUGUGCUGCCUGAAACCUGCAGGUCUACAAGGUUUCAUAACUGAUUUAGAUUUUAAAAUACUGACUUAUUAUUCACAUUUUCGUUCUCACCAGCUCUAUGAGUAUUUCUCCUUCAAGUACAGAUGUGGACAGUGUUGGUGGAAUCCUGAAGUUUAGUACUUAAGUAAAAGUACAAGUACCCAGGAAAAUAUAUACUUAAGUAAAAGUAAAAGUACUACAUCAACAAUCCUACUUAAUUAAAAGUAAAAAGUACUUACUUUUAAAUUUACUAUAAGUAUUAAAAGUAAAAGUAUUGACGCAAUGGGUUGCCUCUCAAUGUCUAGGCUGUGCCAUUUUGAUAAAGAAUGCAGAUAUAGCUACUGGUAAUACUCAUGCCUCUACAGAUGUCACUACUAGUAAUAAUUAUAAGCAACAACAUUUGUUUAUUGGAAAGGUUGGUGUACUUAUUGUGCUUACCCUCUGUAAUACUGUUCACACUCUAUCUUACAAUUCUGCGGAUGACAAGUUAUCUACCAGGGAUUAUCUGCAAAGUUAAAACCUUUAAGACAAACCAAUAAAGACAACAUGUUAUAUCUUUAAA
Molecule: messenger RNA, 1471 nt
Organism: Pleuronectes platessa (European plaice)
Lineage: Eukaryota; Metazoa; Chordata; Actinopteri; Pleuronectiformes; Pleuronectidae
Product: ice-structuring protein A-like
Exons: 2
Coding region: 286-561 (91 amino acids)
Molecular function (GO): ice binding
Source: RefSeq, a predicted model, not a curated record